Pocillopora meandrina is the source of this 2126-nucleotide messenger RNA. The record is from the annotation of a GenBank genome assembly. Lineage: Eukaryota; Metazoa; Cnidaria; Anthozoa; Scleractinia; Pocilloporidae.
UUUUUUGUUUCAGGCACCCAAUAUACAAAGUUUGCUGGCUUUAAAGGGUGCGAGUGCUUACCGAAUUUUUAUCGAAUGGAUCGAUUUGGCCAAUGCAUGCAAUGUCUAUCACGAGGACUAUCAUGCCAAAACGAGUCAGUGAGACUACAGCCAGGAUUCUAUUGGAAAUGGCCAUCGAAUGACAGUCUCACGAAAUACCAAAAAUUCUCAACAGAUCUUUUAGUCAACAGUGACUCCUACACACUACUCAGAUUCCAAGGAACAGUGCCGCCGGUUUACGAAUGUCCAGCAAAAGAGGCAUGUCUUGGAGGUAUGGAGUCGAAGUGUUCCUAUGGAUACGAGGGUCCAUUAUGCGCCGUUUGCAGUAAAGGACAUUACCAAUUGUUCAACCGCUGUCGCAAAUGUCCCAAACUACUUUGGUUCAUUUUGCAAUUGAUUGGUAUCACCAUCAUAUGUACUAUUCUCACAGCAAGCGUGAUUUUGGGAAGGAGAAAAACUUGUGCAUCCGGUAGAAAAGUGACUGACAUGAUGUUAGCUCGUCUUAAGAUCGUCAUUGGCUUUUACCAAGUCACAUAUGGAACCUUAAACACGUUCUCUUACGUUGAAUGGCCCAAUGCGUUAUGGACGCUUGUGCAUUAUGCAAACAUAGUGCAGCUGAACUUACUGGAUAUUAUACCGUUGCAGUGUAUCAUCAACGGAAUAACAGUAAAUGCGUACACCAGAUUACUAGUUGUAAUUGGGCUACACACGGCACUUCUUAUCCUUGCAACUCUAGUCUACCAGCUUAGGAAACUGCUGCUUUUUAAAAAGGGGCUCAAUAAUUUGGAAUUGACUGAAUCUCUGUCCGCUGAAAGAACUCAGGUCUAUCGGAUUGUUUCCCUCCUGGUUUUUGUGACUUUCCCCUGGACUUGUACCACCAUCUUAAGCUUUCUGUCCCCAACAUGUCAACAGAUUUGCUCCAGCACAGACGUGUGUCAGUCUUUCUUGCGCGCCGACUUCACAGUCCAGUGUUUCACCGAGAAGUACAACAGAUAUACAAUAGCUGUUUAUUUCUUACUUCUACCUGUUGUAGGUGUACCAGCCGUAGUUCUCUUUUUACUAUGGCGGUACUUCCAUAGAAAGAUCCACGACCAAGAGGAAACCCAAAAUCGCAAAGGAAGGGAAAUGUCUAUUGGUCUCAGUUUCCUGUACGAAAAUUAUGCUCGGCAGUGUUGGUUUUGGGAACUUUUCGAGCUGAUCAGAAAAGUAGGGGUGACGUCAUUACUCUUGCUUAUGGGGGCUAACACACGAAGUUAUUUGGGUGCUGCUGCCAUAACAUCAGGGAUCUACACUAUUUUAGUGGCUUAUUUCAAGCCUAUCAGGGACACGUUUGAACAUUGGUUGCAGCUUGUGGCACUUAUCGCAAACUUUGUCACCUUAAACGUUGGGAUGCUAUUAAAAAUACCAAUUGACGAGGUUUCAUUGGACAGCCAGAGAGAAAGAGACAGUAACUUUGUUUCAGUCAUAUUGGUGGUUGUAAAUGUAACCGUUAUAGCCGUUGUGGCAGGUAAGAAUUUAAGUUCUAUGCUAAACGUACCAUGUAUAAAAGCUAGUGACAUCCCCACAGUACGAGUCAAUGAGCUCAAUUUCUCUUAUGGUCCCCUUUGAAAAUAGAGAAAUAUUUAUGUUCCAAUGUAGGUGCAUAACACAGGUGUAAUGUCUUAAUCAGUUCAAGCUAAAGAACCAUUUAUUCCACAACACAACUUGUGCCGAACACUAACAACAGCGUUAGACAGAGACAGCCAACCCAUGCGACAGCAAGAUAAACUGAACUUUCUUCACUGAUUUUGCAUUUAACAACUAAUACAAAAAGUAUCGCUGAUGUUGCAUUCACCUUAGUCAGAUGUUUCUUUCCAAACCAAUAGUUGACUUUGUCCUCUUGAAUUGCAGUGCAGUACAUCUCUAACUUCGUCAAUUCCAUAAAUUAUGUGAGAAAAAAUCCUCAGUGUGGAGCUAGCUGCUGCGCGACAUUCAUGAUGAUUAUAGUUGGGGCAGGAGAAGAUGCCACGGGGCUGGAAACUAAUGACUCAUCUCCGGUCCAGGCAACUCGGUCUCAGACAAGAAACAUCACCGAGUUAAGAUCUUAA